This is a messenger RNA of Scleropages formosus (Asian bonytongue), 2416 nucleotides long. RefSeq names its product zinc finger protein 652-like. Gene Ontology annotation, molecular function: RNA polymerase II cis-regulatory region sequence-specific DNA binding; DNA-binding transcription factor activity. The record is from RefSeq and is a predicted model, not a curated record. The coding region runs from base 436 to 2220 and encodes 594 amino acids. Gene Ontology annotation, biological process: regulation of transcription by RNA polymerase II. NCBI's taxonomy places the organism in Eukaryota, Metazoa, Chordata, Actinopteri, Osteoglossiformes, Osteoglossidae. The transcript is spliced from 5 exons.
UCAGAGGUUCUUCUGCAGGGAAGGCAGGCGCUAGUUUCGCUUUGCGUCGCUGCCGCACCUCUGGGGCUCCGUCGCGUUCUUCAGGUGUCCAUCCAGCGUCCUCCUCCCGAUGUUGCCCACGAGUCGCGCGCCGCUGGGGCCUCUGGGUGUGCGACUCACUCGGGACAGUCUGUGAGCUCCGGCGAGGGUUUCCUUCGACAGCUAGAGCAGCAUCAUCUGCUGCUGCCAAAAUCCUUCUUCUCUUUUUAGCCCCUCGUUGCGAGAAGCUCACGUCUGAGCGCCACGCGUGAGACUUCGGGGGUCUCGUCCGCCUGGGGAACAAAACCGGACCGCGAAGAGGAGGCAGAAGAAGCAGCGAUGGAGAAAGAAGCCCAGAUCCUCUUCUGAGGUUCUCCAAGUCCUACGGAGCAGUCCUCGGUCCUGAGUGCCGACAGGAUGGCGCAGGGCGAUGGCCGUAGAGCACAGGCGUCUCCGCUGUGCGGUCACACUCAGCGUGUGGACAUGGACUCGUACCAGGAGGAGGUUGGCGCCGAGGCGCUCUCUGUGUGGGUGGACCGUGAAGGGGCGUCCGAGGGCCUGGCGGAGCAGCCGUUCUCGGGAAAGCAGCUUCCUUCCCGGCGGCCGAGUCCUCCGCCGCACCGCUACAGAGACAGAAGGAGGGCAGGAGGGGACGCCGCGCAGGAGACAGCGGGGUCCCGGGAUUCUGAGGAGGACGAUGCCAAAGGGGAGGCGGAGAGCUUCCAGCAGGAGCAAAUCAUAGUGGAGGUUAACCUCAACAAUCAGACCCUCAACGUCUCCAAGGGGGACAAGGCAACGUCCUUCACGGACCCUUUGUCCAAGGUCAAGGGCCUCCUUACGGAGGAGGGGCAGGAAUCCGAGCGCGGCCAGGACACGACCAGGAAGCCGCCGUCAGGGAGGGCCGGAACGAGCGCCGUGGCGCAGCCUACGAGGGGGACGCGCAAGGCCGCGAUGGCGGCUGCCAGUGCCGUAGCCUCGUUCAUGAGCGCCAGGGGCCGACGGCCCGGGAGCCGGAGGCGGCCGGCCCAUAAGACCGAGGGAGCGGCGUCGAGGCGCGGGUCCUCGCACCUAGAGCCCGCCCCGACGCUCGCCGACGCGGAGAGCGGGACCGAGCGGGAGACGCUCGCCUGCAGCAAGUGUCCUCGUGUCUUCCACACCCGCUGGUACCUGGAGAGGCACAUGAACGUGACGCACCGGCGCAUGAGCAUCUGCGACAAGUGCGGCAAGAAGUUUGUGCUGGAGAGCGAGCUGGCGCUGCACCUGCGCACGGACUGCGAGAGGAACGUCCAGUGUGCGUCAUGUAACAAAGCUUUCAAGAAACUUUGGUCGCUGCAUGAGCACAUCAAGACUGUCCAUGGCUACGGUGAGAAGAAGUUCUCCUGUGAGACCUGUGAGAAGAAGUUCUACACCAUGGCGCAGGUGCGGAAGCACAUGGUCGCCCACACCAGGGACAUGCCGUUCACCUGCGAGACGUGCGGCAAGUCCUUCAAGCGCAGCGUGUCCCUCAAGGUGCAUUCCCUGCAGCACUCGGGCGAGAAGCCGUUCCGCUGCGAGAGCUGUGACCAGCGGUUCCAGUACAAGUACCAGCUGCGCUCCCACAUGAGCGUCCACGUGGGACACAAGCAGUUCAUGUGUCAGUGGUGCGGCAAGGACUUCAACAUGAAGCAGUACUUUGAUGAGCACAUGAAGACCCACACUGGCGAGAAGCCGUUCAUUUGUGAAAUGUGCGGCAAGAGCUUCACGAGCCGGCCCAACAUGAAGCGGCACCGUCGCACCCACACGGGCGAGAAGCCGUACCCCUGCGACGCGUGCGGCCAGCGCUUCCGCUUCUCCAACAUGCUCAAAGCCCACAAGGAGAAGUGCUUCUCGGCCAGCGGCCGCCUCAAGCUCCUCCCCUUUUCCGCUACUCUCCCCUCCUUCUCUGGCCCCGGCCCCUCCUCCGUCUCCACCGUUCCCUCCCCCGCGCCGGACAGCCCUCCUACGGCGUCAGGCCUCGGCGCCCUCCCUCCGCAGUCGGGGCCCCGCCUCUUCUCGCACCUUCAUCCACAGCCGCACGCACCGCGCACGCCGGCGCCUUCCCAUCAGCCGCCGCACCCAGCCCCGUACGAGAGCGGACCUCCUCGUCCCCACGCGCAGGAGGUCAGGCGUCCUCACCCCGUACCUGCUGUGGACAAGAGUUCGAGCGUAGCCCAGCGGCGCUGAGCACGGGUGGUGCGUGAGGGCGGAACACCGCAACGCGCGACAAAGCGGGAACAAACAGCACACGCGAUACGUUCGUAGCUGGAAACGAGAGCGUGUGCGUAUCCCUCGGACCGGGAGGCGGGCACCUCUGCCCCGUUGCCUCCGCCGUGCGUGUGCGUGCGUUUCUUAGCCGGCCGGUCCGCUCUCUUCCGCUCUC